Messenger RNA from Aureobasidium melanogenum CBS 110374, 1080 nucleotides. RefSeq lists its product as uncharacterized. The record is from RefSeq and is a predicted model, not a curated record. NCBI's taxonomy places the organism in Eukaryota, Fungi, Ascomycota, Dothideomycetes, Dothideales, Saccotheciaceae. Bases 1 to 1080 code for a protein of 359 amino acids. The transcript has a single exon.
AUGAGCCCUGAAGAUGACCGCAUCUCGUCUUCGCCAUGGCCACACACAUCCUACAUUGAAGGCAAAUCGGCACCCACGACACCGAGCAUCCUCGGUCGCAGCUCGAGUAGACGACAGCUCGGCGGUGCCGGUUUGACUCGCAAGCUGUCUAUUCAUGAUGCCGAGUAUGAUCCUGUUCUAGUGACAUCCCACGGUGUCCCUCGGAGUGCUCUACGUCCAGACGCAGAAGACAACCUUUUGCCCAAGGCGAAGAGCGAGGCUGCCCUGAAUCAGCGGCCCACUCGUGCCGGUCUACCCAAGCUACGCACGCCUCUACUCCAUCCGCUCUCUGCCUCACUUGCCGUACAGCCACAUGAUAAACAAAAUGACAAUGACUGGUUUACUCGGGCAGGCUUAGCCACUACAUCUAUGCUGCGUGAAUCUAAGGGACAAUCAUGGCUAGCCUCGCGACAUUCGUCAACAUCAUUGCAGCUCGUGCAAUCCUCCGACGACGAAGAAGACGCCUUGACUAGCAAGAGUGCUAUCUCGUUACAACGCCUCCAUUUUGCCGACGAUGAGUUCAGUCCCGAGACACCGCGUGCAACUAGCCGGUGGGGAAGCAGAUUUGGCAGUCGCGCUGCAAGUGCUCGCAACAGUCGUCGCGGCAGCAGAGUUGGCCUGGAUUCACCCCAACUCCAUCGUGAUCCUUCCGACUACUUUGGAAGUGCUGCCGUGGUGCCCGAGAUCUCUGUGAAACCCGACUUUGUCGACCCACGAGACAACUCUGAUGAUGAAGAUCCCGAGCAAGAAGUUGCUAGACUGGCUAGAGAAGCUUCGUUUGGUUUCGGCCCGCUCAUUGAUCGUCUUGUAGGCUGGACAUUGUUCGAUGUCACAGAAGAUAGAGAGGCUACCGAUGUCGAGACUGAGACCGAAGACGAAACCCCUACCUUGCACGAGAGAGUCGUGCAUAUACCUGUGCGACCGUCUCCUCCAAGACCCAGACAAGCCGUUGCCGGAGCAGAUCGGCAGGACGAUCCUGAAGAAGGUGGUUGGAAAGAUGCAGCAUGGUUGCUUGGUGUUGCUUCGAAAGUCUUACUUUGA